Molecule: messenger RNA, 1142 nt
Organism: Pogonomyrmex barbatus (red harvester ant)
Lineage: Eukaryota; Metazoa; Arthropoda; Insecta; Hymenoptera; Formicidae
Product: ciliogenesis and planar polarity effector 2
Molecular function (GO): GTP binding; GTPase activity
Source: RefSeq, a predicted model, not a curated record
GGUCGAUAAUGUGAACGAACUGAUGCAGAUUGAUUAUUUGUCUGAUUAGUUUUUAUAGAUGAACUGAAGUGUAUAUUCAUUGAAUUUGAAAUGAAAUAAAUAUAUACUUGUUAUAACUUUAACUUUAACAAAAGCAAGUAAACUUCAGUGCAGCCUUGAGCAAGAGUAGAAAACAAAUCUUUGAUCGCCCGAUCGACAUUAUUAAAUUUUUAAACUUCUGCAAUGCAAAAUAAUUGUAUCUACACAGUCAUAUGGAAUUAUGCAUUUUACUUCAUCGCUUUUUAUCCUGCAGUGAUCGAAUAAGCAUGAAUGCAAUUAAUAUGAACUGGUUAUCUUCAGCAGAAGGAGAAUCCUUAGUACAUCAUUUUUAUGUGAAUUCGUCUAAAAAGAGAAGAUUCUAUGGCAUUCUGGAAAGACCAUCGUUGCCUUCAUCUAUCGAGGAGGUCACUUAUAAAAUUUUUGUAAUAGGUAGAUCUGGCGUGGGGAAAACCUCAGUAAUAGCAAGACUCGCAGGAGUUCUAGAUUCCAAUAAUUAUAUGGAAACCAAUGGAAUAAGAAAAACAAAUGUUUACUGGCCUGUAAAGAUCUGGGAUAAAGUCGUUCUAUUUAAAUUGCAAUUCUGGGACACCUCUGAAAUCAGUAUAAAAAAAUACAAUCAUAUUCUGCCAGUAUGUUUGAGAAAUAAUAUAUAUGAGCUCUUGUGGAACUACAUUCACAAUAAAAAACAUGAGAUGCAGAAUCUUUUUCAGGCAUGCAAGGAUAAGGUUGAUGCAAUAUGUUCUGUGUUUUCCUUCGACGAUGCAUCAAGUUUCAAUGACAUUCCAUAUUUGAUGAAUACAAUGAUAACUGUAAAAGGAAAACCAGCAAAUAUAGUGAUUGGCACAAAGUUUAAACCUUGGUCAAGUUCCAUGAUAGAUGAAGCACAAAUUAAAGAAUUCGAGGACAAAUGGAAAGUUAAAGUGAUCAAGAUUGAUGCUAGUAAAUUGUCAGUAAGAUCUGAAAUAUUUGAUUGCUCAUAUCAAUUGAACGCUAUUUGUAACAUUUUGUGGAAUAGAGACAAAGAGUUUAUAUCUAAAUUGAUGGGACAAGUUUAAUAAUUGCAAACAGAUGUAUUCUUGUAUAUUUUAUAUAAAAUAAAAAUG